AUGUCAGACGAAACUGCAGACGACACUUUCCAGCUGUACGACCUCCGCGUCGAAGUCGUCUGUCCUCCCGGGAGGCGCAUCAUGUGCGGCGCGAACGAAGGCGACUACUUCACGCUCCAAGGCGAGAUGCUCUACCUGCCCCCGGCCAGGGCAUCUCCAUCUAUUCGCUCAGUGGCCGCCGUCCUCCCGCUGCUCGCCGCGAAGCAGCGCCCGACGGCCGCGAAUGACUGGAUGUCCACCGACGCCGAAGUCGCCUGCCCCGACCCGUGCUGCCCCAGCCGCCUCCGCAUCGUGCGCACCGGCCUCCGCACCUUCAACCACGGCGACACCACCCUCGUCCCGCUUCCCCCACAGCCCCAGGACGACCCGGCCUCCGCGCACACGCAGUGA
This is a messenger RNA of Epithele typhae, 390 nucleotides long. RefSeq lists its product as uncharacterized. Bases 1 to 390 code for a protein of 129 amino acids. The record is from RefSeq and is a predicted model, not a curated record. Lineage: Eukaryota; Fungi; Basidiomycota; Agaricomycetes; Polyporales; Epitheliaceae. The transcript has 2 exons.